Diaporthe citri is the source of this 639-nucleotide messenger RNA. RefSeq lists its product as uncharacterized. The record is from RefSeq and is a predicted model, not a curated record. The coding region runs from base 1 to 639 and encodes 212 amino acids. Lineage: Eukaryota; Fungi; Ascomycota; Sordariomycetes; Diaporthales; Diaporthaceae. The transcript has a single exon.
AUGGAGGAGAGCGAAGCAGAAUGCGUAGAGCAUGCGCCUCGUACCUGUGCCUGCGGAGCGCCAACCUCGACCACCUCGCAGAUCCCAUUGGCUUUCCUUAGCCUGCCUGAGCCUGAGCGGUUCGUGCUCGUCAUGGUCGAUCCGCUCUGCGGUCGAGAGAAGUGCCGGACUCAAGUGCGACAGAAGACACUGCCCGCCAUAUCCAACUUGCGCUUCUCUGACAGGGAUCUGCCGGCCGAAGAUGGUCUGUAUUCCUUCACGAAGAUGAUGAGCUGCAAAGUGUGCGCGACGGUGGAUGGCGUGAAGAGAUGCUCGCGUUGUCGGACAGUGGCAUACUGCGGCAGAGCGCACCAGAGACAGGACUGGGCGGUGCACAAAAGCGGCUGCAUCCCGGCACCCGGUAUCAAGGAGAGUCGUGCCGCGUCGACACCGUCAUCUGGGCCGCAGAGACCACGGCCGGCAGGCAUCCAGGAGACGUUGUCUGGCGAGGUUUCAGACGACGAGGGCAGCGUGACCUAUGAAUGGACAACGUCCGGAGUGUUCAGCACCGACGAAGGCAUCCAAUACGAGGUCACCCAGGAGGAGGUGCGCGCGUUUCUGCUGUCAGGGGGUGACGACGAUGGCGAGGAUGUGGAUUGA